AUGCUUGUUCCAAUGGUUGCGUCAGUUAGAUUCUUCAUCAUUUUGUCCUUUCUCUCAUUGAUCAUCUCCCCUUCCAUAGCUCAAACCUCUUUCAGACCAAAGGCACUUGUUCUUCCUGUCACCAAAGAUGUUUCUUCCACUACUCCUCAAUAUGUUACCCAAAUCAAACAAAGGACACCACUAGUGCCAGUAAAGAUAAGUGUUGAUCUUGGUGGUGGCUACUUUUGGGUGAAUUGUGAAGAGGGCUAUGUCUCAUCCACCUCUAAACCUGCCCACUGUGGCUCUGCUCAAUGCUCACUUUUUGGGUUAUAUGGUUGCAGUGGUGAGAAAAUUUGUGGUCGGUCUCCAAGCAACACUGUAACUGGUGUGUCUACGUAUGGUGACAUUCAUGGAGAUGUUGUUUCUCUCCCAUCCACUGAUGGAAACAAUCCCGGUAGGGUGGUUUCUGUGCCUAACUUUCUCUUCAUUUGUGGAUCAAAAGUUGUCCAAAAGGGUCUUCCAAGUGGUGUCACAGGUAUGGCUGGUCUUGGAAGGACUAAAGUUUCACUUCCUUCUCAGUUUGCCUCAUUUUUCAGCUUUCAAAAGAAAUUUGCAAUUUGUUUGAGUUCUUCACCUAGAACAGAUGGUGUAAUAUUCUUUGGUGAUGGCCCUUAUAAUUUGAACAUGGAUGUUUCAAAGGUUCUCACUUUCACCCCUCUCAUUACAAACCCUGUCAGCACUGCUCCAAGUGCUUUCUUGGGGGAACCCUCUGUGGAAUACUUCAUUGGGGUGAAAUCUAUUAGAGUCUCUGGCAAGAAAGUACCACUGAAUACAACCCUCUUAUCUAUAGAUAGAAAUGGCAUUGGUGGGACUAAGAUUAGCACUGUUAAUCCAUACACUGUUAUGGAGACCACAAUCUACAAAGCUGUAGCUGGGGCCUUUGUAAAAGCUGUAGGAGCCCCUACAGUUGCGCCUGUUGCUCCAUUUGGGACUUGCUUUGCAACCAAAGACAUUGGGUUUUCAAGAAUGGGCCCAGCUGUGCCUUCCAUUGAUCUAGUGUUGCAAACUGAGGAUGUGUUGUGGAGCAUUAUUGGGGCAAAUUCAAUGGUGCAGUUUAAUGAUGUAAUUUGCUUGGGUUUUGUGGAUGCUGGAUCAGACCCAAGUACAUCCCAAGUUGGAUUUGUGGUGGGUGGUUCACACCCAAUGACUUCAAUCACAAUUGGAUCACAUCAGUUGGAGAAUAAUUUGCUACAAUUUGAUUUAGCAACCUCAAGGCUUGGGUUUCGCUCGCUCUUCUUGGAGCACACCAAUUGUGCCAACUUUAAUUUUACCUCUUCUGCUUAG
Molecule: messenger RNA, 1323 nt
Organism: Gastrolobium bilobum
Lineage: Eukaryota; Viridiplantae; Streptophyta; Magnoliopsida; Fabales; Fabaceae
Product: probable aspartic proteinase GIP2
Exons: 1
Coding region: 1-1323 (440 amino acids)
Biological process (GO): proteolysis
Molecular function (GO): aspartic-type endopeptidase activity
Source: RefSeq, a predicted model, not a curated record